Messenger RNA from Hippopotamus amphibius kiboko, 788 nucleotides. It is a transcript of the gene MYL3, whose product is annotated as myosin light chain 3. The transcript is spliced from 7 exons. The coding region runs from base 67 to 672 and encodes 201 amino acids. Lineage: Eukaryota; Metazoa; Chordata; Mammalia; Artiodactyla; Hippopotamidae. Gene Ontology annotation, molecular function: calcium ion binding. The record is from RefSeq and is a predicted model, not a curated record. Gene Ontology annotation, cellular component: myosin II complex.
GGGAGGCUCACCUACCCUGCUCUCUGCUUCCUUCUCUCCACAUCCCUCUCUGUGCUUACAGCCUCCAUGCCUCCCAAAAAGCCAGAUCCCAAGAAGGAUGAGGCCAAGGCAGCCCACAAGGGAGCCCCAGCUCCUGCACCUGCACCCGCACCUGCACCUGCACCUGCACCAGAGCCCCCCAAGGAAGCUGAGUUUGAUGCCUCCAAGAUCAAGAUCGAGUUUACACCGGAGCAGAUUGAAGAGUUCAAGGAAGCCUUCAUGCUGUUCGACCGCACACCCAAGUGUGAGAUGAAGAUCACGUACGGGCAGUGUGGGGACGUCCUGCGGGCCCUGGGCCAGAACCCUACACAGGCCGAGGUGCUCCGAGUCCUGGGGAGGCCAAAGCAGGAAGAGCUUAACUCCAAGAUGAUGGACUUUAACACGUUCCUGCCUAUGCUCCAGCACAUUGCCAAGAACAAGGACACGGCCACCUACGAGGACUUCGUGGAGGGGCUGAGGGUCUUCGACAAGGAGGGCAACGGCACGGUCAUGGGCGCCGAGCUCCGCCACGUGCUGGCCACGCUGGGUGAGAGGCUGACAGAAGAUGAGGUGGAGAAGUUGAUGGCUGGGCAAGAGGACCCCAAUGGCUGCAUCAACUACGAAGCAUUUGUCAAGCACAUUAUGGCCAGCUGAACCUCUCGCCCCAGGGAGCCCAGGGGAGGCUGCGCUGGGAACGGCUCAUCUUCCACUCGUGAUGCUGACGCCAGCGGCCUGGAGUUUGUGGGGCGGAGGGGAGCACAUCGAGACUC